Molecule: messenger RNA, 2936 nt
Organism: Etheostoma cragini (Arkansas darter)
Lineage: Eukaryota; Metazoa; Chordata; Actinopteri; Perciformes; Percidae
Gene: nmt1a
Product: N-myristoyltransferase 1a
Exons: 12
Coding region: 45-1502 (485 amino acids)
Biological process (GO): N-terminal peptidyl-glycine N-myristoylation
Cellular component (GO): cytoplasm
Molecular function (GO): glycylpeptide N-tetradecanoyltransferase activity
Source: RefSeq, a predicted model, not a curated record
AAGCCGUCGAGGGCACGCGGUGGCUGCUCACUUCCUGGUUGAAGAUGGCGGAUGAGAAUGAGACAGCACCGAUGCCGGAGAAAGAAGAUGUAGAGGAUCAUGGACACUGUAGCGACUGUGAAAACGAAGAGCACCACUCUGACGAUGGUGACAGGGGUCUGGGUGACGACACUGGCGCCAAGAAGAAGAAAAAGAAGCAGAAAAAGAAGAAGAAAUCUGGCGCCCCAGAAGCAGUUCAGGACCCCCUUGCCAAGGUGAAUUCAUUGCCAGCUGAUAAGCUACAGGAGAUCCAGAAGGCCAUUGAACUGUUCUCUGUAGGCCAAGGCCCUGCCAAAACCAUGGAGGAGGCAACUCGGAGAAGUUACCAGUUCUGGGACACACAGCCUGUGCCCAAGCUAGGGGAGACUGUGACAUCACAUGGCUUCAUUGAACCUGACAAAGACCACAUUCGCGAGGAGCCCUACAGCCUCCCGCAGGGCUUUAGCUGGGACACCCUCGACUUGGGGAACCCUGGUGUGCUCAAGGAGCUUUACACCCUUCUCAACGAGAAUUAUGUUGAAGAUGAUGACAACAUGUUCCGGUUUGACUACUCCCCUGAGUUCCUGCUCUGGGCCCUGCGGCCCCCUGGUUGGUUGCCCCAGUGGCAUUGUGGGGUGAGGGUUAACUCCAAUCAGAAGCUGGUGGGCUUCAUCAGUGCCAUUCCUGCUUCCAUCUCCAUCUACGACAUAGAAAAGAAAAUGGUUGAGAUCAAUUUCCUCUGCGUCCACAAAAAGCUUCGCUCCAAAAGAGUCGCCCCGGUUCUGAUAAGAGAAAUCACCAGACGGGUCAACCUGCAGGGUAUCUUUCAGGCGGUUUACACGGCCGGGGUGGUACUGCCCAAACCUGUGGGCACAUGCAGGUACUGGCAUCGCUCUUUGAACCCACGCAAACUUAUCGAGGUGAAGUUCUCCCACCUGAGCAGGAACAUGACUAUGCAGCGCACCAUGAAGUUGUACCGUCUGCCUGAGGCUCCUAAGACUUCCGGCCUGCGGGUGAUGACCAAGAAGGAUGUGCCAGUGGUGCAUCGCCUCCUCCGCGAGUACCUGAGCCAGUUCCACCUGGCGCCCGCCAUGACUCCGGAAGAGGUAGAACACUGGCUGCUGCCCCGGGAGAAUAUAAUUGACACUUACCUGGUGGAGAAUGAUGGCAAGGUAACGGAUUUCCUGAGUUUCUACACACUGCCCUCUACCAUUAUGAACCACCCUAUGCACCGCAGUCUAAAAGCAGCAUACUCCUUCUACAACGUGCACACCACCACCCCCCUGCUCGACCUGAUGUCCGAUGCCCUCAUCCUAGCCAAAUCGAAAGGGUUUGACGUCUUUAAUGCACUGGAUCUAAUGGAAAACAAGACUUUCUUGGAGAAGCUUAAGUUCGGCAUCGGUGAUGGAAAUCUACAGUAUUAUCUGUACAAUUGGAAGUGUCCGAGUAUGGGCUCAGAAAAGGUUGGGUUGGUACUGCAGUGACAUCUCUUUACGCCAAAACAAGUGUCACCAACGGGCCAGGAGACGGCAUCAUCGCACUGGCCACCUGGCACCUGACAGAUGGUCCGAUAACGUCCUGCUUCAGGAAAGGAGAAACCCCCACCGCCCAUUUUUACUUUUUCACCUUUUGAACUUUGACCUGCACUACCGCUGCCAGGCAGGGAGAGUCUAUCUGCUCUUCCUCGAUCACAUGGACCUUAAGCCAUUGUUACCAUCCCAAACAACUGUAUUUCAUCUGAGAGCUGUACUGAUUGUACCAAACACACAAGAACAGUUUACACAGAUUACUGUAUAUCAAACACUCGCCGUUGGCAUACCUACGAUACAUGUAAAUAAUAUCCAACAUUACUGCGGAUUAUGCCCUGACACAUGCAGACUAGAUUCUACUGUUUUGUUUUAUUCCUAAAUGUAGAUGUGCUUUUUGCUAUUCAAAUAAAUCUACCAUCCUUGUCUUUUAGAGAUUAAAGAAAAUCAAAACAAUAAAAAAAAAUAUUUUAGAGGAAAAGGCUCAAAAAGGUGAGGUAAUAAAUACCAAAACUGGACACCAGAAAAGGGUUUUUGUUAAGAUCUCUCUUGUCCUUCUUGAACUUUUUUUUAAUUUUUCUCAUCCAACCCUCUGUACCACCAGACAUUAUGGAGAUGUUUGUUUUCUGGAGUUUUUCCUCAUCUGUAUUAACUCUCAUGAACCUCCUCCCCAGCUUAAUGCACUAACAGAAGAAGCCCUGAAACACAGACUGAUGAUAAUAAUGGACCAGCUCCAGUUUGAGGGGGCAAAUCCUUUUGGAUGAUGUUGGACUGCCACAAAGAGGUUGAAUGCAUUAUCAGCAGAAAACAGAUUUGUAAUGACACCUCCUUGAUUUUAGUGUGUUCCGGUGUCAAUGUCCACCCUCAUAGGUUCUCAGGCUUUGACAUAAGUUCCUGAAAUCGGAAGUGCUUAAGAACGAUUUUGAGCUUAUAUGCAUACUUUGCUUGAGAAAAUCACACAGUAAGUCUUAAAUAUAGUCCAAAAGAUUAAUAUAAUACAAAAAUGCAAAGAUCUGUGAACAAGUUAAAGUGCACAAACUGUUUAGUUCUUAGCUCCAUAAGGAAUUACCAUGGCUUGUUAUUGUGUCAUUUGAUAACAUUACUAAUAUUGUGCUUUUCUAAGCUUUAAUUAGAAAGUGAAAUAAAGACUAUCUACACAAUAUUAAAUAUGGACACUGCAUUUGGCGAUGAUCUGUUUCCAGUCCAAGGAUUCAGGGGAGAUGUCGGUACUGGGUUUGUGAACAGCUACCUGGACUUCCGAGAAAUUGUGCAGAGUGGGUUGGCAAUGCUCCAAUUACAGCGGUUCCUAUCUGAAAUGAUGGUUACGAUUUGCAAACCAAUGUAAAAGAAUAAAGGGUCUCAUGGUUCUAUGAUGCAGGACAAGAAUGUGAA